GUUUUAAGCACUACUCUCUUCUAUCCCUUACGUUCAGGGAAAAAGGAGAAAUUUUAUUCUUUGACUGGGCAAAUAAGCAGCAUUUCAUUGAUCAGAUAUUUAUUGUAUUUAAAAGAGAUCUAUUUGUUUAUUAACAAUGGUUUCCGGUGUUUGGUUAUCAAAAAAGCUGCUUUGUAUUGUCAUUGCCGCUGUCUUUACUGGCGUUUUAUUGUUUGUCAAUAAUUUACACAAGGUUAAUCUUUCUUUAUUAAAUUUUCCUUCCUUCACCCCAAAUGAUUCAAGUUGUGUCCCAUUUAGCUGUACUCCACCUCGACCAAGGAUUGCCCCAGCAGAUGAGAAGUCGUAUGGACAAGCUACAACACUUCAUAAAGCGUUCAUUAAUGAAAGUGAUACACAAGAGCCAAAGUCGCAUGAAAUAAUUUUGCUUCUCGGAAGCAAUGGAAAUAUGGGCUCGUUUGAUCCUUCCAUCAUGGAUGAUGUUUUGGCCAAUCGGCUUGAGUAUGUCAAAAAACAUAACUACAAUUUUGAAUUUGUCAACCUUACGGGAAUCAAUGUGCCUACUGUUUGGGGCAAGAUGCCAAGCGUGAUUCAGAUGAUGGAGAAAUAUCCAAAUGCGAAGUGGAUAUGGUGGUUGGAUCAGGAUGCUUUAAUUAUGAAUAAAGAUCAAUCUUUGCAAAAUUUAUUCUUGUCUCCUGAGAAUCUCAAAUCCUCUUUGAUGACAGAUCAACCGUUGUGGAGUCAAAUUAUAAAAGAGGACAAGAGACGUACUCCUUCCUCGUAUAACGAUGAAAUGAUCGAUAAUGUCGAAUUCCUGAUCUCUGAGGAUCACAAUGGAGUAAAUGCUGGAAGUUUUCUUGUGAAAAAUACUGAAACGAUGGCUCUGUUCAUGGAUUUACUAACUGAACCUACCCUAGUCGAGCACAAAAUUGUGCGUCAUGAGCAAGAUCUUAUAGGAUUAAUGAUUCAUCGACAUCCACAGCUUGCUGCUAAGUUUGGUAUUUUACCGCAAAGGUAUUUAAAUGCCUAUCCUCACGCUCCACCAGAAAUGGAAUAUCAACCCGGUGACCUGUUGGUGCAUUUUGCUGGAUGUUGGGUUGAAAAUAAAUGUACGACACUUUGGGAAGAAUUCAAACAGAAAUUGGAUUAAAUUUUUGCAUUCCUUGAACUAAUCAUCUGUGUUUCUAAUUACAAGGGAUGCUUAUUUAUAUACAUACGAACAUACAGAUUUUACGUAUAUGGUUACUAUAUAUUUAUAUAUUACAAACAUAUGAUCUUGAAGCCAAAAUUGGAAAAAGUCAGCUCUGCUGCUGACUUUUUUGGAUUGGUUUCCAUCUAUAUUAUUUAUUAACUAUUCUAGUUCUAUUCUAUCUAUUCUAUUAAUAAAAAUUGACC
Messenger RNA from Schizosaccharomyces cryophilus OY26, 1392 nucleotides. Its product is annotated as alpha-1,2-galactosyltransferase Gmh1. The coding region runs from base 137 to 1147 and encodes 336 amino acids. Gene Ontology annotation, cellular component: Golgi membrane. The transcript has a single exon. Lineage: Eukaryota; Fungi; Ascomycota; Schizosaccharomycetes; Schizosaccharomycetales; Schizosaccharomycetaceae. Gene Ontology annotation, biological process: protein N-linked glycosylation. The record is from RefSeq and is a predicted model, not a curated record. Gene Ontology annotation, molecular function: glycosyltransferase activity.